AUGCAGAUACUGGACAUAAACCAGAAGGACUACGAUCAGAAGCGUCCCGUGUACGAGGACAUCAAGAUUGACACGGCGUUUCGCAAGAUCAGCCCUCGCUCGAUCGGAUUCCACAUCUGGCGCAUCCAGAACGAUCACGUGGAAACGCUACCGAAAGAUCAGUACGGGACGUUCUACGAUGAGUGUGCGUACGUUGUGUACGCGGCGGCGCUGGCUGGGACCGCCUGUGACAAGACCACCCUCAGUCGCGAGAUCAAAACUCCCGGUGCGGUCAUCGAGCGGAACAUUCACUUCUGGCUCGGGGCCAACAUUGCCCCCGAGCGCUCCAAAGCGGCAGCGUACAAGAUAAUUGAGCUGGAUUUCCAUCUCGACCACAAGACCACACAGUUCCGCGAAUCGCAAGGAAACGAGGGCAUUCGGUUCCUGUCCUACUUCAAGGAGGAUGGCAUUCUGGUCCACAGCGGUACCGAUCCAUCGUCGACUCCUGCUGAGCCGAGAUUGUAUCAGAUCAACGGCAAUGCUCCCCUCCGCUGUGUUCAGCAGAAAACGAUCAGCUGGCAGUGCUUCAACAGUGGGCAGAUCAUGCUUCUCCAAACGGCUGGUAUCGUUUUCGUAUGGAUCGGCCGCGUAACAGCGUCAGCGGAUCGUGUCUUCGGCGUAAAGGUUGGCCGGCGGCUGAAGGAGCUCCACGGAAUCGCGGAGCUAACCAUCGUCGACGAUGGUUACGAGCAGUCGAUGGGUAUCGGCCAGAAGGAUAUCUGGAACGGCUAUCUGAACCUAGCGAAACGCUUCGUCAAGCCGAUGCCACCGACACCGUCCGCAACCGAUCUGCUGCUAAAGCUGUACCAGUGCGACACGGUGAACGGAGUGUUCCGGGUGGAGCUCGUCAAAACGGGGGCCCUCGAGCAGGCGGAUCUGUACGGGCGCGAUAGUAUCUACAUCGUGGACUACUUUCCGCGCUCGAUCUGGAUCUGGAUCGGCCGCAGCUCGCACAAGCAGAACCGAGCGGAAGCGAUGCGACACGUCCGAGGGUACGUCAUCAAGAAGGGAUAUCCAGCGAGUACGCCGGUCGCUCGCGUCAUAGAUGGGCUGGAACCGUCCGAAUUUAUCGGCCUCUUUCCAAGCUGGACCAGUGCCGACAUCAACGGGAACACCGUCAAGGGAACGUUGUCGGAAAAGUUUGACGCCCUAACGCUGAUCCAACGGCCUCGGCUGGCCGCUCGCAUUCAGCUGAUUGACGAUGGGUGCGGCGACACUACGGUCUAUCAAAUCGGUGUCGAUGAAGUGAAGGAAGUUCCGUCGAAGUACGCCAAAACCUUCUACUCGGGCAACUGCUACGCCGUACACUAUCAGGUUGUGCUCAGUACCGACCUCAGUACCGGUUCGCUGCCGAACUCGAUCCGGAACAUUGUGUAUCUGUGGUGCGGAUUGAAUGCUCCUCCGGAGCACCGUGCCAUCGGAGAAGCAUUCCUGGUGGAGCUGUCUGACCACCUGAAACGGAACGUGGUGCAGGUGCGCAUCAGCGAGGGCAUGGAGCCGCCCCACUUCCUGCAGAUCUUCAAGGGCGCCCUGAUUGUGCUUAACGCCCAGGAUGCGUGUCUCGAGCAGCGGGGCUUGCUAGACAUCCGCCAGUACCCGACCAGCUUCGUGCUGAAGGUUGUCGGCAACACGACCUACAGCUGCAAGGCGGUGCAAGUGUCGAGCAAGACGCUCUACUACCCGGAGGACUGCUACAUCCUGAAGGCGCCCGACAACGAGGUGUGGAUCUGGUGCGGCCAGUAUUCGACCGGUGACUCACGCGAGAUGGCCAAAGCAAUCGCCAGCCACCUGGGCGAGUACAAUCUCGUGAUGGAGUCGAACGAGACGGACGAGUUCUUUUCCUCGGUCGGGGAAAAGUUUCUCAUGCAGCUAAAGAAAACGACCGUGGCCGGGAAUAUCAUCGUUCCGACGGCAGUCGGGGGCCAGAGUGUGGCCCAAACGUGGGACCGGGCACUGAUUGCGCUGCACCACUGUCAGCUAUUGCCGGACGACGGUAGUCCGACGUUGCGCCAGAUCUUCGCCUUUUCACAGCACGAUCUUCGCCCGGAUGGGAUCUUUUUGCUCGACGCAGGAAGUAUGGUGUACGUGUGGAUCGGAGAGCAGACCGCACCGGAGGAAGCAGCCCAGGGUUGGGAGCUAGCGAAACUGCUCAUCUCGACACAUCCGGUGAAGAGGGAUCCAGCGAUGCCAGUCGCCGUGAUACGUCAGGGUGAAGAACCGAUCACUUUCGUUGGGUUCUUUGAAACUUGGGACAACAAGUACUUCCAGACGUGUGUUCUGUACGAACAUCUCCGGACGGAGAUCGACUAUCCGGACGGGGUCGGUGCGGGACGAAAUGGUGCACCCAUACCGGCAGCCCGCACUUCCGUGCGGAGCGACGAUGGCAGCAGCGAUGAUUUCUUCGAUCGCCAUCAAAAGUACCCGUUGGACAUGCUACGCGGGGGUGACGCGACCCAGCUGCCGGCCAGUAUUAAUCCGUCGCGGAAAGAGAUCCACCUGACACACGAUGAUUUUGUGACCGUGUUCGGCAUGACGUAUCACGAGUUCGAGGAGCUGCCCAAGUGGAAGCAAGUGCAGCUGAAGAAGCAGCGAAAAUUGUUUUAAGUAAGCAAGUGGCCUGCGGCCGAUACUAACACCUUCCAUUCUGUUAUGUUUCCAUUUUCCAUUUUUUUAUUAUUAUU
Molecule: messenger RNA, 2720 nt
Organism: Anopheles bellator
Lineage: Eukaryota; Metazoa; Arthropoda; Insecta; Diptera; Culicidae
Gene: qua
Product: villin-like protein quail
Exons: 5
Coding region: 1-2643 (880 amino acids)
Biological process (GO): cytoskeleton organization; actin filament severing; barbed-end actin filament capping
Cellular component (GO): actin cytoskeleton; cytoplasm
Molecular function (GO): phosphatidylinositol-4,5-bisphosphate binding; actin filament binding
Source: RefSeq, a predicted model, not a curated record